This is a messenger RNA of Amphibalanus amphitrite, 3700 nucleotides long. RefSeq names its product zinc finger protein 704-like. The record is from RefSeq and is a predicted model, not a curated record. Gene Ontology annotation, biological process: regulation of transcription by RNA polymerase II. Bases 198 to 1592 code for a protein of 464 amino acids. Gene Ontology annotation, molecular function: DNA-binding transcription factor activity; RNA polymerase II cis-regulatory region sequence-specific DNA binding. Lineage: Eukaryota; Metazoa; Arthropoda; Thecostraca; Balanomorpha; Balanidae. Gene Ontology annotation, cellular component: nucleus. The transcript has 8 exons.
GGCUCUCAGCUGAUCGGGGGCGGGGACGCCAGGCGCCGGCUGCGUGCCCAGCAGACAGCCGGUGACCGUCGUGCGGUGAGGGCGUGUGUGGGAGCUCCGGGGUGGCGCACACGGCCUGUGACCGGCGUGGCAUGUGAGAGCGGUCCGUGACGCGGCCAGCAGCACCUCAUCGUGUAGAGAGAGACAGAUCCGCCAGCAUGUCGACCGGUAAACGUAUCGCCAAGCGCUCGAUUCUCGGCACGCGCGUGGCCGCCUGCCGUGUGGAUGGACUUUACCACACGGGUGUGAUCUGCGGCACAAAGGUGGUCGACGGCUUCUCGUCACCCCGCUACUCGGUGCGUUUUGACGGCACGCGCUACGUGGCCGAGUUCGGGCCGGACGAUCUGGUGGGGCCGGGCUUUUUGUCCGUGUGCGAUAUUGAGCUGCUGCCCGAACAGAAGGUCCACGUGACGCACAAUGGACGGGAGACGGACGGCGUGGUCAUCAGCCACAGACCGGACCUGGACGAGGUCUGGGUCGAAAUCAAACAGGGAUUCGGAAAGUUUGAGGUGAAGAAGCGCCUGGACGAGGUCCGUCUCUGGGAAAGCCGCAAGUCGCCGCGACUGAUCGACUCCGACACAGACUUCGCCCGGCUCGCCGACGUCGGCGUCGAGAAACGACGAUCCCCGGGCGUCGAUAUCCCGUCGGCUUCGACAAGUUCGCGCAAACGCCGCUCGUCGCCGGACGGGGCCGAGUCAGGUCAAGGUCACGGUCAAGGUCGCAAGAAGGGCGAGAUGACCGAGUGCACUGCCGCCAUGGUUCUGAUGUCACUCUCCGCCAGCCCCAAGAGCCCAAAGUUCUCCUACGACAGCGGAGGACCCAGCUGGAGCGACCAGAUGUCCAUAGGCUCCAGCGGCUCGGAGACACCCUCGCCGCCCCUCAGCGAGGUCACUGGACCUGUGGGCAGUGUGGAUGAAGGCAUCGACAUGGAUGACGAGGGUGACGACAGGAAACGACAGGUUUCCACCCAGACUGUGUACAAAUGCACCUGGCCCGGCUGCAGCAUAAUCACAUCCACCUGCUCUGCCAUCGAGAAACAUGUGCGCAACGUCCACCUUGGGCCGCCGCGCCAGCAGGACUCGGACCUCAGCGACCACGAGGAGGAGUUCUACUACACCGAGUGCGACGUUGCUCUGGAGACGAUGGAGAGUAUCAGCGACGGCCUGGCCGGCCUGUACGCCAGCUCGCCGCCCACGCUGUCACACAUGGACAUGGCGCGUCCACCGCACGAGGACCCGCAGUACCAGAGGGAGUUGGCGAUGAGGGCUGCGGGAGGAGACCCCGCAGCGGCAGCGGCGGCGGCGGCAGCGCCCAUCCCGAUCCCCGGACCCAGACAGUCGUGGACGACGUCGCUGUGGAGCACGACUGGCUCCAGCAAGUACAUCCGACUGGGCACCAAGGUGAUGACCACCAGCCCCAAGACGUCGCCCCACCACCGGCGCAUCCGCGGAGACGUCAAAAAGUGCCGUAAGGUGUACGGAAUGGAACACCGCGAGCAGUGGUGCACUCAGUGCAAAUGGAAGAAGGCCUGCACACGGUUUGCAAUGGACUGAGGGCGCGCUGCACCGGCGACCGUGGCGCCGCCAAGCGGAGACAUGCUGAACCACACUGCCUGCCUCCUGCCGCCGCCAAACGAUCUUUCCCAUCGGGCUGUUGGUCCGUGAGCAGCGCUUUCCAGUGAGCGACACUGGGACUGAAGCUUGGCGCCUCGCUCGUCAGAGUGGACGUCCGAGCGUCACAGCGAAGUGGACCUACCCCCGACCCCGGCUGCCAAAUGCCGACAACGGCGUAUCUCACAGACUCUCCAGUCACACUCGCGCAGUUUUGAAGCUUUAUAUGUUGUCUGGUGUGCCGAGUACAAAUAACUGGAACCGUAGAUGGCUAUAUUGGCGCGCUCGCGCCCCGCCCGCCGCGUCGCCCCACCCCACCCGCCACCUCCUCGCUCCCAGCUAGUUAGCCGUAGUCUCAUCCACAUCCCCAGUGUCGUGAGCGCCAGAGGUCGUCGUUUUUGCGACGCGCCCGUGCGUCGCGCACGUGCCGAGUUCUUUGAUGUCUUUCAGUCGUGCAGUGCGCCUGCUAGAGGUCCCGUCGAUCCGGUGUGCCUAGGUUAGCCGUGUCUAUGGGACGCGCAGUGCCAUCAUCGCCCGAGUCUCAACGUCGAGUCACCGGAGACCGAGUCAACCACCGUGUCAGCUGAGUCAGCGGAGUCAGCCGCGGCAGAGUCGCGGACUGAGGGCAGAGGGCAGGGCCCGGCCGCCCGCCGAGAGGACGCUCUUCAGAGGUCCAGCAGUGUCCAGUGUUUGAUCUUCAGUGGCUGGUCUCGUGUAGUGGUCAGUGAGACGGCGCCGGUCGCGGUCAAGGUCAAGGUCAUUCGGACGAGGUCAAGGUCACGGUGCCGAUGACUGUCCAAGGGACGAUAGUACAAACUCCGACUGUAAAUACCAUAUAUAUGCAGACGCGCGUGUGCCGGGCAUCGCUUGGAGGAGAAAAUCGGGUGUGCCGGCAGCCGGCUGCUGCCACAUGCAAAGGCAGUGCCGCACUUGGACUUGAGCAGCUUGCUGCUGCGAAGAUUUAUCGAUGACUUUUGUUGACGGCUUUGAGAGUUUAUUUCGAAUCUGAUUACUAUUUGCCGAUGUCUGGUAUUUGAACUUAUUUGUGUGAUUUUAGAGACUGACAGUAGCAUUUUUGAGUGGUGGAUGAUAUGUGUGGUGGAGUGUUUUGAGCGCUGGCGAAGUGUGUACUUGCGGUCGUGAUGGGUGGUAGUUUACAGCACGUGCUGGCAAAUUGCAGAAUCAAACUCGUCCUAUAUCUUCCGAGCGAUUUUAUCAUCAUCAAAUGAGCUCAUAUGAGAAUAUGUUCAUUUACCUAUCUCCAACUUGUCCAGUCAUAGCAAGUGUCGCAUCACUGCCAGUACUGUGAUUCGACUCACAGUGAAAGCUCGCUCGUGAUUGGUCCCUGGUUUGACCCCGUGUGGGUCACUCAGUCCGUUUGCCAGCGUGUCGCUGCCUGUAUGGAGUGUGAUGAGUGCACCAAGUACAAACUCCACAUAUUGUGCCAGAACAGGCGUCCCGAUGAAGUCUCUUCAUUUGAGGGGUCUUGACUCGCUUGUUGCGCGAGGACAGCAUCAGAUUAGCUGGUGAUGUCGAUAAGGACGAUCUCCGCACUGAGCUGCGUGCAAAUGUGGCCUUUGUUCAUUUGAACUUGGAACUCUCAUGUUGCAGGUUUAUGUAUGGAAGUAUGGCUUGACGAAAUGUUCACAAUGCUGGCUUUAGUAUUACGGGAACUGAAUGUGUGCGUAUAGCGACCAUGGAUGGCGAGAGAGAACGGUUGGAACUUGGAACAAGUGAGCUGUGCUUUAACGGUGAUGCCGGUCGAGACUUCGAAGCGAGCAUGAUGGCUGGUCAUGUGCUCCAGACCUCCGCAGUGGAUUUAGGAGAGCGUGAGCCUGCGCUGAGUCUACAUGAGUCGCCUGAGAUGAGAGGCAAUCGAGGUGAACCGCGCCGGUCAUGAGCUGAGCGAGUUUUAGUUGAGGAGGGAGGAGAGGAAAGAGAGAGGAAGAGAUAUCGGAUUUGCAGUGGUUGAAACCGCUCCGAGUUUCACCCAAGCAUAUGUAUAUACAGGUGUAAAUUAUAUUUUUAAAAUAAAUUUUAUGUGUCCGGUA